AUGGAGAAUCAACAACCAGAACAACAAAAAACACAAGAAGAAGAACAACCACAAUUAAUUGAAAGAGAAAUUGAAGGUGUAACAGUUAUUCCACCACCAUUCAUUCAAGAUCCAAUAAACAGUGACACAAACAUUAUUCAAAAACAAGAGGUUGAACCAUUAACGGAAACAAGAGACGAGACAUCUCGUGAUCUUUUAAAAACUAUUCAUUGUAGAUUAUGUGACUGUAAAAUAUUAACUCCAAAUAAUGCUAAAUUAGUUGAAAAACAAAUUACAUUUAUUCAUAAAAAACAAAGUAAUACAGCAGAGCAAUUAAAAUAUAUGUGGUUUUUACCAGAUAUGUUUUCAUUUGAAAAUAUUGCAUUUUCCAAGGAUGUAAAUGCCACACAUAAAUAUUUAACAUGCGCAGAGUGUGAAGCUGAAGUCAUUGGAAUUCAUUAUAUUUCAUCAAAAGAAAAUUAUGUUGCACAUGAUAGAAUUGUUUAUAAAUAA
Molecule: messenger RNA, 492 nt
Organism: Dictyostelium discoideum AX4
Lineage: Eukaryota; Evosea; Eumycetozoa; Dictyosteliales; Dictyosteliaceae
Gene: rabif
Product: Mss4-like family protein
Exons: 2
Coding region: 1-492 (163 amino acids)
Biological process (GO): small GTPase-mediated signal transduction
Molecular function (GO): zinc ion binding; guanyl-nucleotide exchange factor activity
Source: RefSeq, a predicted model, not a curated record